CACCCACCAACUCAACCACGCCCAGCCCCAGCCACGAGCCACGAAGAUCCAAGGGCAGUUGAACAUAUCCAAAAAAGAAACAUCAAGACAAUAAUCUCGAGACGAUGAACCAACAGGGUCGAGAGUUUGCGAAACUGCUGGCCAAACAGGCUCGAGUGUUUGGCCAAUCGGGUCCAGGGCGAGGCAGCAACUCCAACUUCGGCGGAGGGCCAUCGGGCAUCGGGAAGGCCCUGGGUGGAGCCGGCGGCCUACUGCUCCUGGGUGGGGCGGCCAUCACCCUCAACUCGGCACUCUUCAACGUCGAUGGUGGUCACCGGGCCAUCAAAUAUACUCGGCUCCAUGGGGUCAGACCGGAUGUGUAUGGGGAAGGCACUCAUUUUGUCAUCCCUUGGUUGGAAACCCCGAUCAUUUAUGAUGUCCGAGCGAAACCUAGAACGAUUGCUUCACUCACUGGCACAAAAGAUCUUCAGAUGGUCAACAUCACUUGUCGAGUUCUAUCCCGACCUAACGUCGAUUCCCUGGCAACGAUCUAUCGAGAACUUGGCUCGGAUUAUGAUGAGCGUGUAUUACCCAGCAUAGUAAACGAGGUCUUAAAAUCGGUUGUAGCCCAGUUCAACGCAUCCCAACUGAUUGGACAACGAGAGAUGGUCUCCCGACUUGUGCGAGAAAACCUCACGCGUCGAGCCUCCCGCUUCAACCUAACACUAGACGAUGUCUCGAUCACUCAUGUCACCUUCUCGCCUGCUUUCAGUGAGGCGGUGGAGAGCAAACAGAUCGCCCAACAAACCGCUCAACGUGCUGCCUUCCUAGUCGAUCAAGCCAUUCAAGAGAAACAGGCCACCAAAAUUCGUGCUCAGGGUGAAGCUCGAAGUGCCGAGUUGAUUGGUGAGGCUGUCAAACAGAAUCGAGGUUUCUUGCAACUUAGAAGGCUUGAAGCUGCACGAGAGAUUGCUGGGGUGGUUGCCCAAAGUGGCAACCGACUGAUCCUAGACUCAGACACAUUGAUGUUAAAUGUUAAUGAUGAAUCCCUCAACCGACAAAAGAAGUGACUCGAGGGAUAUAUAUCUCAAGGUGUUGACUAUUAGACUUGUUCUGUUCGAUCACUUUGGGUGAUCAUCUUGAUCAGGUUGUACAUGCCUCACACCAAGGCAGGUUUGAUUAUAUCCAUCACACAUACCAGAGCUAAGCAAUGAGCAUCAAAAAGUUACAUAUAACAUGUAACAGUGAAAUUUAAAGCAAACGUGUAACUCCAUGGUCACUUGAUAGUCUUCCCUAUGUCAUGUCAUUCCUUUUUGACUCCCUCAUGUAAUUCCUUCUUGUGCGAGUUAGCAAUGAUGUACGUCAUUCACAAUGCACACAAGAGGGCUUGUUUUUCUCUAUCACGGAAGCUCAUCAGCUCUUUCCUACAUUCUGGUUAGAUCCCGCCCCAAACAAUGUACUGUUGGUUUGUAUAGCUCUUGGAGCCCCCCUCUCUGGCUUGGAUGCUGUUAGUUUCAGCAAGUUUCUACGUCUUGGCCUGUCUUUUUUUUUCUUUUACUCGACAGAUAUGGGUAACUCCCGACAUACGUUGUAGCGAAUCAAGCUGCACAGACGCAGGAGAAUUUGUGCAUGAAGAUAAAAAAGCAGCGGGUUUGUUUUG
Molecule: messenger RNA, 1639 nt
Organism: Puccinia graminis f. sp. tritici CRL 75-36-700-3
Lineage: Eukaryota; Fungi; Basidiomycota; Pucciniomycetes; Pucciniales; Pucciniaceae
Exons: 7
Coding region: 105-1049 (314 amino acids)
Biological process (GO): mitochondrion organization
Cellular component (GO): membrane; mitochondrion
Source: RefSeq, a predicted model, not a curated record